Gymnodraco acuticeps is the source of this 6700-nucleotide messenger RNA. RefSeq lists its product as uncharacterized. The record is from RefSeq and is a predicted model, not a curated record. Bases 146 to 3301 code for a protein of 1051 amino acids. The transcript has 2 exons. NCBI's taxonomy places the organism in Eukaryota, Metazoa, Chordata, Actinopteri, Perciformes, Bathydraconidae. Gene Ontology annotation, biological process: DNA integration. Gene Ontology annotation, molecular function: RNA-DNA hybrid ribonuclease activity; nucleic acid binding.
GGGAGACAUUGGAUGCGAAGGUUUGCGGACAUGGCUGUAGGACAGACUAUCUGUCUGGGAGAUUUCAGGAGAAUACUAGCACAACAGACUUCCUAUUAUGAGGUAGAAAGAGUUGAGGAUAGAUCAGGAACAUCGACAAUGAAAGAUGACGUGCCUAUUUCCUUUGACGAUGUUAACAUUUGAGGUCAGCAGCUCUGUGCCUGUGAGCCGGUCACAAUACCCGAUCAAGCCACAGGCAAAAGGGGGUGUUGACAAGGCAGUUGAGGGACUGAAGAAAGCAGGGGUGUUAGAACCCUCACAAAGCCUUUGGAAUACUCCCAUACUUCCUGUAUCAAAAUCUAGCGGGGAGUACAGAAUGGCUCAUGAUUUGAGAACCAUUAAUGCUAUUACGACUACAGCUCUGAUACCAGUUCCUAACCCCUACACGGCUAUCUGUAAUGUCUCACCUGAACAUACAUGGUUCACCUGUAUUGACCUAGCCAACGCUUUCUUCUGCAUACCUCUGGCAGAGAGUAUGAGACCUAUUUUUUCUUUUACAAUAGGAGGGGAGAAACUACAAUACACAAGACUACCACAAGGCUUCAGUUUGUCUCCAGGAAUAUUCAACAAAGUGCUCAGGGAACAGCUAGAGGGCGUUACAUUGCCAGUGGGAGUAGUAUUAAUACAGUAUGUAGACGACCUUCUCAUCGCAGCACCUUCUGCAGCCUCUUGUUUGGAGGCCACCAGACACCUACUGGUGCGCCUCCACACAUCAGGGUUCAAAGUCUCCAAGAAAAAGCUACAAUGCACCCGUAAAGAGGUGACAUUUUUGGGCAGAGUGAUUUCCCCAGCAGGCACGGGCAUGUCAGCAGCGCAUCAGGAACACAUUUUGAACCACCCGAAACCCAAGACAGUCAAAGACAUGUUGUCUUUUUUGGGCCUCACAGGCUACAGCAGACACUACAUCCCAGAGUAUAACCCAAGAACAGCUGAACUCAGAAAACUCAUCAACGAGAAAGGCAUGCGCAAUCUCACUGCCACACUAGACUGGACACAAGCGGCAGAAGCUGCGUUCAUUUCUCUCAAACAAUCCAUGUCUCAAGUCACGGCUCUCGCCGCGGCAUCCUAUGCAUUACCAUUCUUUCUUGAUGUUUCUGAAAAUGAAGACACAGUAAAUGGGAUUCUUUUUCAGAAAAAGGGGGGUUGUAGGACAAUAUUGAUGUAUGUCAGUGUUACACUGGACAGAGUGGAAAACAGAGAACCUCCCUGCAUGAGACACGCGGCAGGUACAGCACGUAUCUUAAACAAGAUUUCACACAUUGUGAUGGGCCAUCCUUUGACAGUACUGACAACACACAGCAUUGUCUCUUUUGUGAACUCAAGUGCAUUCACAAUGACUUCAACGAGACAAACAAGGCUGGAGAAAACUCUGACAAAGGCACACAUCACAUACACACACGAAGGAGUUAACAGCGCAGACACCAUAGGUAGCGGAGAGCCCCAUAGGUGUGAGGAAAGAAUCAUUCAAGAUGUGAAGCUAAGAAUAGAUCUCAGAGACGAGCCCAUCCCACAGGCAGAAAACCUGUUCACAGACGGCUGUUGUUUUAGACAUCCCCAAAACGGCCUCCAAGCAGCCUAUGCCGUGGUAAAACAAAAACCUGAGGGAAACUUUGAGGAAGUAUCAGCUGGGGAAGUAACAGGGAAAGUAUCAGCACAGUUGGCAGAAGUAAUGGGAGUCAUCGCAGCAUUAGAGCUAUCAAAAGGAAAGGAUGUAAACAUCUACACUGAUUCAGCAUAUGUCCACGGCGUAAUUCACGUGGAAAUGCGACAAUGGUUGAGAGCAGGAUUUGUAACGUCCACAAAUACCCCCAUCAAACAUGAGAAAGAGAUCAAAAGGCUUGCAGAAGCAGUAAUGUUGCCCAACAAGUUAGCUUUACUUAAGUGUAAAGGUCACAACGCAGAAAACAACUACUUGGCUUGGGGUAACAAUGCAGCAGACAAAGCAGCUAAAGAGAAGGCAGGAUAUACACCAUGGUAUCAAAUGCUUGUCUUAAAAUCUGCUGACUUGCUGCCCGCAAUGACAGAUGAGACGCUUAAAGAAGCUCAAGAAGCGGGGUCUCCUCAAGACAAAAAACUAUGGUCAAACCGGGGAGCUACCAACAAAGAGGGGAUAUGGUACUCCCCAGAUGGGAGACCGGUUAUACCCCCAGAGUGGAUAAGAUCCAUGCUUAAAGAAGCACACGGCCCAACGCAUUGUGGUAAAACUCAGAUGAACAGGCACCUGACCCACUGGUGGCACCCAUACCUACCAGACAUGAUAGCAAAUCACCUAGAAGAGUGUGUAAUUUGCUUAACCCAUAACAUCAGAGCCACUGUGAAACCACACCAGGGAAAGUUUCCUUUACCUAAGAUGGCAGGAGAAGAAAUCAUCAUUGACUACACUGACAUGAUUGACAAAGUAAGAGGAUUCAGAUAUUUGUUAGUAGUAGUAGAUGGAUACACAGGUUGGCCAGAAGCUAUCCCUUGCAGAAGAGAAGAUGCAGACUCAGUGAUCAAAUUCCUAGUCACGCAUUACAUUCCAUUACAUGGAUUUCCUAGGAAAGUGAGGUCAGACAAUGGCAGCCAUUUCAAGAACCAUGACCUACGCACAGUAGAAGAGUCCCUAGGACUAAGACACAGUUUUGGAGCAGUUUAUCAUCCACAGUCUCAGGGAAAAGUGGAAAGGAUGAACCAGAACUUAAAACAAAAACUCAGCAAAGCAUGUGAAGAGACGGGCAUGAAAUGGGUAGAUGCAUUGCCUCUGGCUCUUCUGUCAAUCAGGAGCUCCAUUAACAAAGGGACAGGUUUCUCUCCAUUUGAGCUCACUUAUGGUCACCAGUUCCCAGGUCCAGGAGCCCUAAGUGUAGGAAAGGAAGUAGAGGUUCUGAGUUCGAAACCAUACUUCCAGCAACUUAAGGGAUUAGUGGCAGAUUUUUCCACCCAGGUUGCAGAGGCAAAAGGGGGACCCGAGAAACACGAAGCGAACACUGCGGAGUUCGUCUGGCUGAAAGCGAUCAGACCCAAGUGGCUGAGACCCAGGUUCUCUGGACCCCAUCGGGUGAUGCAGAGGACAUCUCACGCUGUCCGCUUGGAAGGGAAAGGAGACAUCUGGUACCACUGGAAUCAGUGCGCAGUGGGGAAACCUCCGGGAAGGACCCUAGACGACAUCAUCACGGACGUAGUCCGCGCAGAGGAGGAGGAACCAGAGGACAACACUCCUAUCACCGACCCAGAAGUCGCCAUAAGCGGGCGGGCUGAAGAGGACGGCGAGGAACGGUCCUGAGGGAACGAGGCAGAGCGGGGUGGAUCAACGCUUCCAGAUGGCGUCUGUCUCCUCCACCGGAGGCUGGCGUGUGAAAGCUGUCAUCAUCCUCCUCGUGCUGGGCCUGCUGUACCUGUCCAAGGUAGCCCCGCUUGAUGAAGCUGUGACCAUUCCAACGACAGGUGGCCCAGACUCUGAGGGCAAAAUCACACCAACGGGCCAAUCAGUGCCUAGCGACAAAGACAGGUUGUUUCCAAUCACCACACUAACAUUCAGUACAAUGAGAGAGAGACACAGAGAGAGAAGAAGGAGGAAUGCCCCUCUCUCUGCUCACGAACCACAGAAGAUUUCUUUUGACUGCCCAACUGCAAUAUGUAACUCACCAAACUGUGUUAUUACCUACCCUGUGUUUUUAAGCAAGGGUGGCGACUACACGGUGUGGGAAGCGUAUCCAGGGACGCAGUAUCAGGAGUUCCGGGUCUCGUCAGGGAUGGUAAGAAUAACACUCAACACCAUUGCAAAUAUGCCCCCAGAACUGUGGUGUAGCACGGCAGAACAGUUAAAAUAUGAGUCCCAGUGCACGGCACGGAAGCCAGAUUACAAAGCUCCCAAUUCGGGGGUCACUGGAUGUGCAUUUAUUGAACCAGAGCAUGAAACAGAUUUUUCUAAUUUAGGGGUCGCCGGACACGCCUCUAUUAGAACAUAUAUUGAACCAUAUCAUGAAACAGGUUCUCCGGAAAAAGCCCUAAUAUCCACUCCACUUAAACAAACAGGAGAGGAUGUAGAUUCUUCAAAAAAGGCCUUAAUCGCUCCACCUAAACUAACUAAAACCAAUUCGGCAAUGAGUUUAAUGUUAGACUAUGCACAUGAACGCAAUGUUAGCAACUGUUGGCUGUGCCAAAACAUGCCAGAAUCCGUACAUUCUCCCAUGUUUAGCCCAAUUCCUUUCACGAAAGCGGACUACGGUUUAGUUAGCUGGAAUGACAUAGCAUCCCGCAUUGGAGAUGAGGCCGAGGAUUGUUACACUCCUUCGUAUCCAAUAAACUCUGAGAAACCUCUACAAUACAAGGGUUUAAUCUCGCUCAUUGUGGAGACAGUAAAUAAGGAUUACCUGCCAGAGGGGUUCAAACAGUUGACGGUCCUAAGACUAAUAUAUGUGAAGAAAUAUAUUAACCUAGCUUUUGAAUACAGAUUCCAAUUAGCUCUAGCCCAGACUAAUUGCUCGGUUAACUUUACCAGUCCAAUAUGUACACUGCAACCACACACUCCAUCUUUAUUAGUUGAGGCUUUGGUAACAGUAGUGCCCUGGUUCGGCUCCAGAACAGUGGACUCAGUUGAGGUUAAAAUACAUGACUGUUCGCAGCCAUUACCCUUAGGUAAGUCCCCUACCCGUGACUGUUCUGUCUAUGUUCCCCCAGUUGUAGUACAUGAGUGGAAGAAUGUGUCCAUCUGUUUCCAGAAUGAAAGAGGAUCUCUUACCUCUCCAGAUGUGGGCCACAGCGACUGUAAUACCGUAAUAAAGGUGCAGUUAGCCAGAACGCCCCUCCCGCAGAGGGUUUACUUAGUUUGUGGGGACCGAGCCUAUGGCUGUAUGCCUUAUGACAUUUUCUAUGGCACCUGUUACCUGGCCUAUCUAAUCCCUUUAAUCCGUAAAGUGAAGACUGAUGAGAUUGCAGCUAUACUUCCCUCUCUACAUAGAAACAGCAGGUCGAUUACAGAAGGACAGCGGAUGGCUAGUCUAUUUUUACCAUGGUACGGUAUUUAUGUUUCUCAGCAGGAAAUUGUGGCGUUGUCCAAAGUAGUGGAAAAUCACUUAAAUGCAUCUAACACAGCCAUGUUAGCCGAACAUAAGGAAUUACAGGAGGUUAGGACUGUAGCAUUACAAAACCGUAUGGCACUGGAUCUUUUAUUAGCCGCCCAGGGGGGCACAUGCAAGGUGAUUGGAUCUGAGUGUUGUUCUUUCAUCUCUGAUGCUACACCUGAGGUCAUGGAUAUGGCUCAUGAUACCGCCAGGGGGAUAAAAGAGUUGCAUGAAACUCAUGGGUUUACCCUUGGGGAUUUAACUGGAACUUUUGGAUCGUGGGGUGCGGGGUUGGUUAAAUUUGCAGUGACCGUUUCAAUGUUUAUCUUAGUUGUGCUAAUUGUGAUAAUCUGCUUGGUCACUGUAGUUAAACUAGCCAUACGAAAGAUGACCAAAACCGCCCUCCAGGCUCCACAGAGACUAGUGGGAUAUUCCACAGUGGAUGACUCCGUGUUGAUGUACGACGCCCAGCUUUCAGAUCCGUGGGGCACAAUCACGGCUUCUGCUCCAUGGGGACCCCCACAAAAUGAAUGACAGGUUGAUUAAAAUUGACACUCAGAAUGUAGAAGAUGUAUAUAGAUUUUACAUUUUCGGGUUUUUACACUACGCAAUAAAUGUCUGAUUCUUCUUUUUCAGAUUUUUAAACAAUGUAUUUGACUAAAAUGAAUGUAUAGAUAAGUGCCUUACUUUUGACUAAAGCGUAGUGAAGUAAUGUUAAAGCUUGAGGACACUGCAAUUUUGCAGAUUACGGAUUAAUCGAAUCACCACUGUGAAUGCUAUACUUUGAACUGUGAAUUUCAACUGGACCUUUACAAUCCAGAUUUUAUACCUCAGGUGGAUUGCUAAUAAUCCUAAAUGUUAAAUGUGUUUUUACUAUAAUUGUCUUGAAGCAAAUCUUUGAGAUGCAAGCUAUUUUUAAAGUUUGUAAUUUGAUGAUUAAGGAGGACUAAAUGAUAAAUGAUAUAUUUUACUAUUUUCUUCUAUAUAUUUUUUGGUAUGUUUAUUUUUGUGCUAUUGAUGGACGAUUUGUCUAAACACUGAGGAUAUAUUUUGGUAUUUCUACACGGUCAUAUGAAGUUGAUAUGUGGAGCCAUUCCUGAAUGUUUAAAUAGUCUGAAUCCCAGGUUAUAAUGUGAGUGUCUUGAAAUAGUUGAUCUCUUAAAAUGAGACCAAAAGGGGGAUUUGUAAAGUUAUAUUUGUAUUUAUUCAUGUUAGCAAACUAUGGAUAAGCUUAAAAAGGGAAUAAUUUGGGUGGAACUGUGAGCUGGAUGUGGGGCCUGUUUGGACAUAUGUUUUUGAGGACAAAGGAAGAUGGGGGAAGGUGAAAGCAUGUCUUGAGUUGCCUUCAGUUUAGACAUGCUACAGUGAUUGGGGAAGCCUAAGGUCUAAGGGGUCUGUGAUAUUUGGGGCGGCCAAUCAAUGAUGUCCGAAUGGGAGGAUCUGAUAACUCCUCCCAUUGACACAGAGUAGAAACACAGAAACACAGGCGGUGUUCAGCCUCUUUCCUCUGGCUGGCUCACGUGCAGGUAAAUUCGGGAUCCCAAAGAUUAACUGUAUUGAAUUUGUACUGUAUUGAUUGUAUUAUUUUGUCAUAUUACCAUUAAAGUAGAUAUUGUUUA